Molecule: messenger RNA, 3332 nt
Organism: Hyla sarda
Lineage: Eukaryota; Metazoa; Chordata; Amphibia; Anura; Hylidae
Gene: COLGALT1
Product: collagen beta(1-O)galactosyltransferase 1
Exons: 12
Coding region: 93-1913 (606 amino acids)
Molecular function (GO): procollagen galactosyltransferase activity
Source: RefSeq, a predicted model, not a curated record
UCCCCGCUCCCUUGGCCACGCCUUCCCCUUUAAAUCGCUGCUCCUGCUACUAAGUUGUAGUCGGAGGGCAGAAAGUGAGUGGAUCCGCCGCUAUGUACCGGGUGUGGGUGCUGCUGGGGCUGCUGGCUGCUCUGGGGCACUCCGGGGCCGGAUACUUCCCGGAGGAGCGAUAUAACCCCGAGUCCCCGCUCCGGCAGCCCACCGUGCUGAUCGCCCUGCUGGCCAGGAACGCCGAGAGGUCCCUGCCCGAGGUGCUCGGAGCUAUAGACCGGCUGGAGUACCCCAAGGAUCGGAUGUCUCUAUGGGUCGCUACAGAUCACAAUGUGGACAAUACCAGCAGUAUUCUCCGGGAAUGGCUCAUCAACGUACAGAACCAGUACCACCACGUGGAGUGGAGGCCACAGGAGCAGCCCAGAUGGUUCCAGGACGAAGAGGGCCCGAAGCAUUGGUCGCAGUUACGCUACGAGUAUAUCAUGAAGCUACGCCAGGCGGCCUUAACCUCCGCGCGGGAAAUGUGGGCAGACUACAUAAUGUAUAUAGACGCUGACAACCUGCUGACAAACCCCAACACCCUGAGUUUGAUGAUCGCCGAGAAUAAGACAGUAGUUGCCCCUAUGAUGGAGUCCAGGGCGGCGUACUCCAACUUCUGGUGCGGGAUGACCACGCAGGGUUAUUAUAGACGGACCCCGGCCUACAUGCCCAUCCGGCGCAGGGAACGUCGCGGUUGCUUUGCCGUGCCCAUGGUUCACUCAACGUUUCUUAUUGACCUGAGGAAGGAGGCCACCCGGUAUCUAGAAUUCUACCCUCCUCACCCAGACUACACCUGGGCGUUCGAUGACAUCAUCGUCUUCGCGUUCGCCUGUCGCCAGGCUGAUGUGCAGAUGUUCCUUUGUAAUAAAGAAGUAUAUGGAAAUCUGCCGGUUCCUCUGCGGGCGCAUAGCACAUUGCUGGAUGAGGCUGACAACUUCCUACAUACCAAGCUCGAAAUCAUGGUGAAGGGGCCUCCAGUGGAGCCAUCGCGUUUCCUGUCUGUUCCAUCAAAAGUGCCGGACAAGAUGUCCCUGGAUGAGAUUUUCCUCAUAAACCUGAAGCGUCGGACGGACAGGAGAGACCGUAUGAGACGGACCCUCUAUGAGCUGGAGAUUGACUUCAAGCUGUCUGAUGCUGUGGACGGCCGGGCACUGAAUGAAUCUCAGGUGACCGCUCUAGGCAUACAGAUGCUGCCGGGGUAUAAGGAUCCUUAUCACGGGCGCCCCCUGACCCGAGGAGAGAUGGGCUGCUUCCUCAGCCACUACAACAUCUGGAAGGAAAUCUCUGAGCGCUCGCUGGCGUUUUCAGCCGUGUUUGAAGAUGACCUGAGGUUUGAGAUCUUCUUUAAGAGGCGGCUGUUGAACCUGCUUCAGGAUUUGGAGAAAGCUAAAUUGGAUUGGGAUCUCAUUUAUCUAGGUAGAAAACGGAUGCAGGUGGACGAGCCUGAAGAGCCUGUACCUGGGGUCCGAAAUCUGGUGGUCUCUGACUACUCCUACUGGACGCUGGGAUACCUGAUCUCCCUGCAGGGGGCCAAGAAGCUCCUCAGUGUAGAACCUCUGAAAAAGAUGCUACCAGUGGAUGAGUUCCUGCCGGUCAUGUAUGACAAGCACCCCAUCUCUGACUACUCCUCUCAGUUCUCACCACGUGACCUGCGUGCCUUCUCCGUGGAGCCCUUGCUGCUUUACCCCACGCAUUACACCGGGGAUGAGGGCUACGUAAGCGACACCGAAACCUCUGUGGUAUGGGACAAUGUGACCGAAUCGACCGACUGGGAUCGGGCAAAGUCUCGAAAGACCCAACAGCAGGAGAAGUUGCGUAGCGAAGCCAUGAACACCCCUUCCCUCCGAUCGCCUUUCGACAGCGCCGCCCGGGACGAGCUAUGACCUUGGUGAUGUCCGCGACAUGAGAGGAACCACGCCUGAGCUCUUUUUGUGUAGGGAUACGCUUGAGUACCAAUGAUGAUGUAUGAUUGGGCAAGUGGACCUUUUGGGGGUGACCAAAACAUGGUCAGAUGCUUGAACCCCAUUGAUGACUCCCCUUCUCUGCCUUGUGGGGGCGAGUGGGACAUAACAGUGCUAUCUAUGAGGGAACCGGGGCUUUUUUUUUUUUUUUUUAACAAAUCAGGAAUGCCUCCGCUCUGGGUUUCUUUAAUAAUAUUAAUUAUUUAUAUAUUUACUUGUGCAAAUGAAAUCCCCCUCCUCCUGCCCAGUACAGGCCCGAAAACCAACAGCUGAGCUGUUCUGAGGGACAUCUAUGGGAAUGGAAAUGCUCGACGGAUGGUGGUUGUAGUCCCAUCUUAUAAUUGCGGGAGACUUGUAGGUAAAUCUUCAGCCUCCUCGCCCAGCUGCUUGGGUUACACAGUGAAUCAUAGUUCCUCAUUUCGCACUUGAUCAAAGAAGCAAAUCUCCAAGUAUGGCCAUGGCGGGUAGGUCACGUGUACCCUGACACCUGUAUAGGUCGGUAUUGGUUUCUCCUGACUUGACAGGCUGAAUUCUCCUACAUAUUCACUAUAUAGACUGGUGUUUUCCAACCAGGGUGCCUCCAGCUGUUGCAAAACUUCAACUCCCAGCAUGCCCGGACAGCCAACGGCUGUCCGGGCAUGCUGGGAGUUGUAGUUUUGCAACAGCUAGAGACACCCUGGUUGGGAAACACUGGUGUAGACAUAGGCUUUAGCAGUUCUGAGCUAGUACAGGACACCUAACAUGAAGAGCCCACAUUUAUGGACUCUCCAUCUCCCUGCAGCAAACUUAGUCAUUGUCCGUUCCGCAACUUCUGUAUAGGGCCCAAAAUUGCCAACAGACUCCCUUUUAAAACAGUGCUCUGGUUCUGUGUGUACCUGCCAUUAAAGGGUGCUGCUAGGGUGCUGUACCUGAACAGGAUCUGUGGUAUAGUGUCCACCCCACAGUAGGUUAGAUACUUGUUUAACGCUUCCCAGCAAAAUAAAUAUAAAAAAAAAAAAAAGGGGGGGGGGGGGGGGAAAUAGCCCAUACGAAGUGUUCUAAAACACAACUUAUACUGGUUUCUUUGCUAAAAUACACCAGUUCUGUGACCCAAUAAAAUAUUUAGUUAUGAUCUGAUGCCCAUUGUACCAAUUAUGUAAAUGGCCUAACGUGUUUCCAUUGCAUAAAGCAGCUUCCUCGGGGAACAAUCAAUUAUCUCCUUUGACAUCUAGUCUGAUAAGUCAAGCAUCAGAGUAAUUAAAGGGUCACUCUCAUUUAAAAUAAAUUUUUGCUAUUGCACUCCUUAUGGUAAAUAACAAAUGUUUCUCAUAUACUUUGUUUAAAAAAAAAAAAAGUUUUUUA